CGGGUCGCCGUUCACAGCACCACACCCCCCCCUGCAGUCUAUGAGCACCACACAUCACAGGAGGAAGAGAUGAUUAACCUGAGGGAUUCCUCUGUCGUUAACGCGAUGUUUUUUCUUUUGUGCAUGUUGAUUUCAGUGUCUGUGCCAGUUGAAGCUUCUUCUGCAGACACGAAGACGGUGGAGUUCAACGUGAAACCGGGAGGAGUGCUGCAUACUUUCGCUGAGAGAAUCGGAGACUAUGAAUGCUCAUUCACUUAUGCCUCACAAGGGGGAACCAAUGAGCAAUGGUUGAUGAGUGUGGGCCUGAGCGAUGACGACAGACUGUUUUCUUGCUCUGUGUGGAGGCCGCAGGGGAAAUCAUAUCUGUUUUUCACUCAGUUCAAGACUGAAUUGAAGGGAACCAAAAUUGAAUAUGCCAAUGCAUACUCACAGACGGCAGCAGGAGGACAAAGUGACGUGCCUUUGAAGCCGGAGGAAUUUACCGUCGGAGAGUCAACAGUGACUCACAAUGAUGGAAAGUUCGGCGCUCAGCUCUCCAAAGUCACCGCCAUUGGACGGACGCGACACACCGAGCUGUGACCGGUCAGAAGUCGGCUUGGAGGGGGAUCUGACAUCACAUU
Messenger RNA from Cololabis saira (Pacific saury), 620 nucleotides. It is a transcript of the gene mydgf, whose product is annotated as myeloid-derived growth factor. The transcript has 6 exons. The coding region runs from base 70 to 579 and encodes 169 amino acids. The record is from RefSeq and is a predicted model, not a curated record. NCBI's taxonomy places the organism in Eukaryota, Metazoa, Chordata, Actinopteri, Beloniformes, Belonidae. Gene Ontology annotation, biological process: positive regulation of endothelial cell proliferation; positive regulation of angiogenesis.